AGACAAGUACAUUUAUAUCUUGUACAGUGUAUUUUGAUUACUUUUCUUUGUGUUUUAGGUGAACAUCGUAACAAUCCACCGGAUGUCAGGUGUCUACUGUAUUCUCUACUGUUAACUGAUAAAUAUCAGCUGAAACUUAAUGAACAAUCCCACAGGAUCAUAAGGGACAAAAUCAGAGACAGAUAUUUUCCUGAUGUUAAGGAUGACAACUUGGUAGAUUUUCCUGAAGGAUUCACAGAAACACGUGCCGGUGUGAUAACGUUUGUAUCAGAUGACAUCCGACAUGACGUCAUGUACGCCUUUGUUACGGAGUGUCUGGUGGAGGACAGUGAUCUAGAGUUUUUCCUGACCACGGCGUCACGUGACGUGAUAUCAGAAUACUGCCGAUCCAGGUGGUAUGAGAGGAGUGAGGGAGAGAGAUGUCUGUAUGUACCGGGCUCUCCGGAGAAGAUGAACGACCUCUUCAUAGACAAACUACAGCUGGACAUCAUCACACACUGUACCGUGUCUGACGACAGCAUUCAUGGCGGAAUCAGUAAACACUUUGGCGUCCCUAGUGAAGUACUAAAAUGGGACCAGGAGGCCAGAGAGCGGUAUGUGGAGUACGCUAAAAGAGGAACACAGACAGUCCACCACGCCCGGGGGAUGAUUGUUGGAUGUGCCGGGGCCGGGAAAACCACGCUACUUAAACGUCUGCUUGGUCUUAGUGAAAAAGAGAUUAAGGAAGUAAAAUCUACUGAGGGAUUGGAGGUGCAUGAGGAAAGAUUUGAAUUAUGUGAUGAAGCAAAAUCUCUAAAAGUAAGAACAAGACUUUUGGAUCACAGAAGUAAUGAAAAAAAUGAAACUGAUAUUGAAAAGAAGACUCUGACUAUGUUUGACUUUGGGGGCCAGUGUGCGUACUACGCCUGUCACCAGAUUUACCUGACCAGAAGAGCUUUCUAUGUUGUGGUGGUGGACGCCUCUAAACGUCUUGAUCAGAAGGUGGAUGAGAAAGUGUGUGAUCAAGAUGGGAGCGUUUUCUCUGGAUGGACGUAUGGAGAUUACUUUGUUUUCUGGCUGAAGUCUAUACAUACCUACUGUGGUUCUGACAAUGAUAAAGAUCCAAAGCCCACAGUUCUGAUAGUCGCAACCCACUGGGACAAAAGAAACAGACAGUUCCAUGUAAGAAUAUUUUAUGCAAAAAAAAACAUCAUUUAA
Saccostrea cuccullata (small rock oyster) is the source of this 1197-nucleotide messenger RNA. Its product is annotated as probable serine/threonine-protein kinase pats1. Bases 292 to 1197 code for a protein of 301 amino acids. The record is from RefSeq and is a predicted model, not a curated record. NCBI's taxonomy places the organism in Eukaryota, Metazoa, Mollusca, Bivalvia, Ostreida, Ostreidae. The transcript is spliced from 4 exons.